AUGUUUGAAGAGAAGCUUCUCAUUGGGCAGCCUGGAGCACCCGGACGUCCAGGUAAUGAUGCUACCUCCACCUACGCUCCCAUCAACUGCCCCGGUCCCAGCAGAGAUUGCAUUCAGUGUCCAGCUGGUCCUCCAGGACCACCAGGACCGAGUGGAGCUCCUGGAAAUAGGGGACCCAAUGGAAAUCCAGGACGUCCAGGGGGACCUGGUAAUGCUGGUAGACCAGGUCCUCCUGGUCCUCCUGGAGAUGCUGGAGCACCAGGAAGACCAGGAUCAGCUGGAUCGCCUGGGCAGCCUGGAAGACCUGGCACUACUGGAAGAGGUACCCCUGGAAGACCCGGACCAGCUGGACCUAUUGGAGCUCCAGGAAAUGCAGGAGGCCCAGGAAGAGCUGGAGCUCCUGGAAACCCCGGCAGACCUGGGCCAGCUGGACAGCCUGGCGGACGCGGACAGCCAGGAAAUAAUGGACGACCUGGAAAUCGUGGAAACCCGGCAGGUCCAGGAGGUGAUGCUGCAUACUGCCCCUGCCCACCCAGUUAUCGUGCUCGUGUAUGA
Messenger RNA from Haemonchus placei, 555 nucleotides. The record is from the annotation of a GenBank genome assembly. Lineage: Eukaryota; Metazoa; Nematoda; Chromadorea; Rhabditida; Trichostrongylidae.